Molecule: messenger RNA, 336 nt
Organism: Penicillium subrubescens
Lineage: Eukaryota; Fungi; Ascomycota; Eurotiomycetes; Eurotiales; Aspergillaceae
Exons: 1
Coding region: 1-336 (111 amino acids)
Source: RefSeq, a predicted model, not a curated record
AUGUCUCAAGAGCUGGAAGUUACCUUGAGAAUCGAUUACUACUGUGACUGCGUGACCCAGGGUGACUUCAAGGCGAAGCUGGACACUUAUGGUUGGAAACUCCGUGCUUUCGAUGUCGAUUCGUGGUCUUCACUUGAAUGGUCUAGUUCUGAUAGCGGCAGCUUCAAGAACCCUCACAAGGUAUCUCCCCUAUCUCUCGAGAACUUGUCUACACCUUCACCACUGACCAGAUAUCAAAGCUCUUCGUGCUACGGCGCGAUCCAAGCGAUUCAAGCCAUCGAAGCCAUCCAAAACCAACAUGUCGACUCGCCUUUCCUUCCUCGACCUUCCCGGUGA